Messenger RNA from Aricia agestis (brown argus), 1048 nucleotides. RefSeq names its product loricrin-like. The record is from RefSeq and is a predicted model, not a curated record. The transcript is spliced from 3 exons. Bases 253 to 936 code for a protein of 227 amino acids. Lineage: Eukaryota; Metazoa; Arthropoda; Insecta; Lepidoptera; Lycaenidae.
CGUGCCGCGACUGGCAAGGCACGGGUUUCCCAACCAACCUCUAACACCGGCGGUAGGGGUGUAGGCUCAGGAUCCGCUCAGUGGUUUUUCUGAAGGCUAGCGCGCGGGUCGCAUGCCAAGUCUCUCUGACCUCGCGUCACCCUAUUAAUACUAAAUACAUCGCGCGACGCCCGUAGUAUCUAAAAAAUCGCAGCCGAAACUUUCGAAAAUCGAACAUAGAACCCGCUUCGAAUAUAGAACCUCAUUUUCAAAAUGAGAGUGAUUCUAUGCGUGUUUCUUUUCGUCCAUGUUGCGGUCCCUGCGCCGUCGAGGACUUUCGUCUUCCCAGGCGACAGGGAUCAGAGGAAACUGGAGCCAAUAAUAACCCCCCCAGUUCUCCCAGUUUUGGAGCACCUGGAGCGAGAUCCCAGCACGCUCCUGCCGAGUGAACGGGGAUUGAAUCCUAAGUUCGGAGGAGGUUUCAAUGUGAAACCCCAGAAAGGGGGGUUCACGGGUAGUGUGAGCAGCAGCUUGAGCGGCGCUGGAGUCAGCCACUCCGCUUCUCAGUCUUUCUCCUUUGGAUUUAACGAGGGAUUCAGUGCUUCUCAAGCAGCGAGUCAGGCGGCCUCAUUCAAUGGAUUUGGGGGUGGCUUCUCCGGCAGUCAAGCGAGCAGCCAAGCAGCGUCUUUCGGCUCAUCGGUAUCAGCCGCGGGGUCAUCGGCCUCGGCGUUCGGCGGCGGCUACGGCGGCGGCCAGAGCGCGUCUUCGGCUUUCGGCUUCAGCGGCAACGGCUUUGGACCUAGUGCUUCGUUCAGCGACGGUCUACUGCACGUGCGCCACCGUGGGGCUCCCGGGUUCACCUUCCCCGGCGCGGGGCGAGGAGUAGCCGCAGCUGCCAUCUCCAGACCCAGGACAUCUCAACUCAGCGAUGACUUCCUUUCCAUCAUCAUCUCCUGAGCUAGUCCAAAAUAAUCGCGGCACAAGAUAAUAGGACGCUGUUAAACACUCGUGUACUAGCCCACAAAAAAAUUACGUAUUGAGUUAUGAAUGCAGUUAUGUACUUUAGAUG